Aureobasidium namibiae CBS 147.97 is the source of this 384-nucleotide messenger RNA. RefSeq lists its product as uncharacterized. Bases 1 to 384 code for a protein of 127 amino acids. The record is from RefSeq and is a predicted model, not a curated record. Lineage: Eukaryota; Fungi; Ascomycota; Dothideomycetes; Dothideales; Saccotheciaceae. The transcript has 2 exons.
AUGCAUUUCUUCACAGCCCUCUUCUCGCUCUUCGCAGCAACUGCCACCGCUUUCCCCACCAAGCCUGCCUAUUCUACUACACCCGCGGCUCGUGACGCUGGCGAUGUCUACAUUUGCACUGGUGCCAACUUCACAGGCCACUGCGAAUACUUCAAGCAAGCCUUGGACACCUGCGUCAUCCUACCCGACACUCUCAGCAAGCAAGUCUCUGCAUUCGGACCUGAUGAGGGCGCAAGAUGUUUGUUGAUGCAAGGAUCCUGCGACGAUCGCAUGCCUUACCGCGAUGCUUCUUACCCAGGCAUCUCGGAUCUGCGCAACUCCACUUUCGAUGGCACGGCAACAAGCUUCAUCUGUUUCCACUUGCCCUCGACUGAGGAGGCUUGA